GCACAUCAGAUUCCCGAGAAAGGCAACGAAGCCUUUAUAAAACUGAAGUUAGUGAAGGAACCCAAUAAUUAAUUCAUUUCAAAACUAAAAGAUCAAAAACUUAAACAGAACCAAAAACAAGAGAGAGAGAAAUGGAAUUGGGGAAGUUUCAAGGGCAAAAUUCCAUGGAUGAAGAAUUUGAAUUCUUGCAAAUUGGAGAAGAAGACUAUGUGGGUCUUUCGCACUGGGAGUUCGUUGAUGCCUCUGAUGCAGACUCAGAAGAAAAACACCACCACAACCACCACUCUGACUCCGAACAACAAGAAGACAAAGACGAAGAAGCAAAUGGGUCUGAUGGGCUCAGUAUCGGGCCUUCUUCAUUUUCCUCUUCAAUCUCUUCGACCUCUCCGCCAAUGGCAGUUCCAGUCGGUGGCCAUAGCCAUCGUCGUCCCCAUCUUGUUCGAUUUCUCGAUGUGGGCCUCAAUCUCAAACCCCGUCACGAUUUUGACGGUGGUGAUGAGGAUGAGGGCCUUGGUAAUGAUGGUGAUGAUGACGAUGAUGAUGGGUAUGGUUUAGAUGACGAGCUCGUGCCGUGGUCGGUGAGCGACAAGUUUGGGAGGCAGAGGAUGAGGAAAUUGGGGAAGAGGACAUUUCCGAAGAUGAACAAUUCGAAGCGAUCGCCUUACUUGCUUGUGAGGCCUGGCUGCGUCCGUGGGAAGCAUGGGCUGGGUUUGAAGCACAUAAACUAAAAGGAUUUCUUCAGUUCAUUGCUGGGAAAGAUUAGAUCUUUGGAGAUUUGGGUAUCUUUUACAACUGGUUUUGGAUGUAAUUAUUUGUAGUUGGGAUGAAGUAGUCUUAUGUUAAUUUGGGUAAAUAUGGGGUUUGGAUUUAACAUGUGGUUGUUGAUUCUGAAUCUCUUACUUGUUAUAUUUCAAUGGUCUAUAUAAGAAUCAAAUUUCUGUUGUUGAUGA
Prunus avium (sweet cherry) is the source of this 950-nucleotide messenger RNA. RefSeq lists its product as uncharacterized. NCBI's taxonomy places the organism in Eukaryota, Viridiplantae, Streptophyta, Magnoliopsida, Rosales, Rosaceae. The record is from RefSeq and is a predicted model, not a curated record.